Molecule: messenger RNA, 1281 nt
Organism: Cryptomeria japonica (Japanese cedar)
Lineage: Eukaryota; Viridiplantae; Streptophyta; Pinopsida; Cupressales; Cupressaceae
Product: putative anthocyanidin reductase
Exons: 5
Coding region: 68-1111 (347 amino acids)
Molecular function (GO): oxidoreductase activity, acting on the CH-OH group of donors, NAD or NADP as acceptor
Source: RefSeq, a predicted model, not a curated record
CUAUUCUCUCUCUCUUCUUCUCACAAGUUUCCAAAUUAAUUAUAGAUUUUCUUAAAGCAGGAAUUUAAUGGCGGACGAAGGUAAUCAGACUGUAAAACGAGUAUGUGUGACUGGAGCAGGUGGAUACAUCGGAUCAUGGUUAAUAAAAAAUCUACUAGAAAGAGGCUACACCGUCAACGCCACCCUUAGAAACCCAGGGGACGGGACAAAAUCUGGGCCUUUGUUGGAGUUGCGAGGGGCACGGGAAAGGCUUAAGCUCUUCAAAGCUGAUUUAUGUUUAGAGGGAAGCUUCGAUUCUGCAGUGGAGGGUUGUCAUGGAGUUUUUCAUGUGGCAAGUCCCAUGGAUUUUACCAAAGCUAAUCCGAAUGCUGUUUUCCAGGAUGAUUUUAUUGUACCUGCUGUAAAUGGGCUACUCAAUGUUAUGAGAGCUUGCGUAGGAGCUAAAUCUGUUAGACGUAUAAUUGUCACUUCAUCAGUUGCAGCGGCUUCUCCAAUGAAUGAAAAGGGGGAAUUCAUUCAAACAUGCCUUGAUGAAAGGAGUUGGAGCCCCAUAAAUUUCUUUAAAUCUCAGACAACUAAUUCAGCUUGGUAUACAAUAGCUAAGACAUUAGCAGAGCAAGAGGCCCUUAAAUAUGGGCUUGAUAAUAACAUUGAGGUGGUGAGCAUCCUACCAGGUGUGGUGAUUGGGCCUUGGUUUACAACUACCAGUAAUCCAACAUCUGCUCAAACAAUAUUAGCUCUGACUGGAGGAAACGAUGCAUAUUAUGAAGUGCUCAAGUUUCUCGAUAUCAUGUUGGGAUCUGUACCAUUUGUACAUAUUGAUGACACUUGCAAUGCCCACAUAUUCUUGAUGGAACAUACAAAUCCUCAAAAUCGCUAUGUUUGUGUAUCUGAUUCUUUGAGUCUGAAGUCUCUCAAAGAUUUCCUUGCUGAACAUUAUGUACAACUCAAGAAUUCUCUCAAGUUGGAUGAAGAUGAUGGAGUUGACAGAUUCCUGCCUGUUUCCUCAAAGAAACUUUUGGACAUGGGUUUCUCUUACAAGUAUCGUUUGCCAGAAGCUACUAAGGAGACCAUGGAAUGUGUCAUAAAGAAUGGACUGUUAAAGUUGUAAUCAACAAGCUGUAAUUGGUAAAAUGAAAUGUUGCUUUCAGAUUGGAAAACACUGUUCAAUGUUGAAUUGGUUGCAACCAUUUCAUGUAUUCCACUUCCUUUUAGAUCACAUGUUUUAUCUUCUCCAAUCAGGAAGAAAAUAUUUUAAAUUAGACUAUCAAAUUUUUUUUA